AUGUACACAAAAGCUCCUCCUAUGCCUGGUCAAUUUGAGAACUGCGAGAUCUGCAGCAAGCGCUUCACUGUUACGCCUUACAGCAAGAGCGGACCCGACGGAGGACUGGUGUGCACACCCUGUGGCAAGGAUCUCGCCAAAGAGGGAGAUGCGGCAACUGGAAAGAAGGCAAGAAAGCCACCAGCUGGAAGGAAGAGACGCCAGGUGGAAAGUGAGCGUCUGAACGGUAUCGCCGUUGGUGGUGCAAAGUCGCUGCAGCAACUCUGCAUCGAGAAGGUCGCACAAUACCACGAAGACGUCGACGAGCUAGGCGAACUGCCAGAACCUGUCAUGCUGCGAUUGGCUGAGAUCUUCGCAAAGAAGCGCGUUCUGAACCCGAAGACAUUGAAGCUCUUUGUGCGACCUGAUUCGGAUGCUGUCUGUAUUCAUGAUGCCGCAUACCUAGAAGUCGAGGACUACCAAGGUAUUUGCGCUGUGGCUCCUGGACUCAAGAAGCUCGUCAUUCGCAACGCUUGCCAGCUCAAAGAUGAAGCCAUUGAGUACAUGAUGGACAAAUGCGACUCGAUCAACUUCAUUCAGUUCUAUGCUGCCAACCUGGUGUCGGACGAGAUGUGGCGCAAGCUUUUCCAGCGAUACGGCAAGCAACUGACAACAGUGAAACUUUCAUGGUUGGAUGCCUCUUUCGACGACGACACUGUCCGCGAAUUGGUCCAGAACUGCCCGAAUCUCGUUCGCCUCAAGCUCAAGCUUUGUCGCAAGCUCACCGAAGAGUCCAUCAUCGCUCUCGCUGGUCUGACUAAUCUUGAGCAUCUGUCGUUGCAGACUGGUGUCCAACCAUCACCAGAGACUGCUAUCGACCUCAUCAAAUCCGUCGGUCCCAAACUACGCACUCUCUCCUUCGAAGACUUCCUUGAUCUCGACGAUGCAGUUCUUGCUCAGAUCAAGGAGUCUUGCAACAAGCUUGAAAAAUUCCGCCUGCAGAUGAAUGAUGUCGCUAGCGAUGCUGCUUACGCCAAUCUCUUCACCAACUGGAAGAACCCACCCCUUACCUUCGCCGACUUCAGUGGGACUCGCGAUGUCGACAACAGCAACNCCCAAGGACCUGAAGAGGCUAUCGGCUUAGCUUCUGCUGGUUUCAAAGCCCUGAUGGCACAUUCUGGUUCAGCUCUGCGCACUCUUGAUAUCGCCUCUUGCCGACACAUCAGCCUGGAAGCUUUCCUAGAUGUUUUCGGCAGCGGCAUCAAGUAUCCCAAUCUUGAGACUAUAAACUUCAGCUUCUGCAGUGCUGCUGAUACAUCUGUAGUCGCUGGUGUGUUCCAGAGCUGUCCUGCCAUCAAAAAGGUCAUUGCCUUUGGCUGUUUCGACGUCACUGAUGUCGUUGUCCCUAGAGGUAUUGCUCUAAUCGGUGUACCCAAGGCUCAGGAUGCCAUCGAGCAGAUUGGUACCGGCAUCGACGUCCGCGAAGCUCUGAACCGCAUGAUCGAUGUCGGCGCUUGA
Messenger RNA from Aureobasidium musti, 1497 nucleotides. Lineage: Eukaryota; Fungi; Ascomycota; Dothideomycetes; Dothideales; Saccotheciaceae. The record is from the annotation of a GenBank genome assembly.